AUGGUGUCGACAAGGGCAGCAGUCGAUCAUAAUUCAGUAGCAGCGGAGAUGCAACGAGAGAUGAACCGCCAGUUGGAAGAGUUAAGGCGCAAGAACGAGGAAGAAUUGAACGCCCUGAGAGAGGAGAACCAACGGAUGCGAGCGCAAAUUGAGCAGAAUCCCCCCCACAGGGAGGAAUCCCAUAGCAAUGAAGAGGGAGGGGAUGGUACCGGACGAGACGAGUCCAGAGCACAAACCACCACCAACCAAACAGAAGCAAGGCCCAGAGCAGCCAGACGCCACCCCUUUGUGGACGGGAUCAUGGAAGCAGAACUUCCCGCGCGAUGGAAGGGGUUAACUAUAAGUCAGUACGAUGGCACUACUGAUCUAGAGGAGCACGUGGACGUCUUCACCACCCAGGCAGGGUUGUAUACCUCGGACGACGCAAUCCUCUAUCGUGUUUUCCCAACAUCCCUAAAAGGGCCUGCACUCAAUUGGUUCACACGGUUGCCACCCAACUCUAUCGACUGUUUCGAUACGUUGGCCACCCGUUUCGGCAUACAGUUUGCCACUAGUAAGCCACACCACCUUACUUCUCUGGCACUGGUAAAUAUACGACAGGAAAAAGGAGAGUCUCUGCGGGAGUUUAUGGACCGAUUCGGAAAGAUAUCCUUGAAUAUCUCUAAUUUGAAUCCUGAGGUCGCCAUGCACCACCUUAUCACAGCACUAAAGCAUGGCCCUUUUGUUGACAGUCUAUGCAAGAAGCCCGUAAACAAUCUAGACGAACUUCGGACCAGGGCCACUAAAUUCAUGCAGAUGGAGGAAUUGAAAGAAUUUCACAAUACAACUCGAUCGGACGCACAGGAGAAAAGGCACCAUGAUAGGGAGCGAGCGUUAGCACCUCGAUCCGGCCACAGGUUCAAAGACUCUAGGCAGCCGAAAUACAACAGGUACACACCACUCGUGUCCAACAGGGCAAGAAUUCUGGAAGAAGCACUGAACACCGAUCUAAUAACAGCCCCUCGAAGGGCCCCGACUCCCCCGAACGCCGAGACCACCAAGCAUUGUCGGUAUCACCGAAAUUAUGGGCACACAACAGAGGAAUGCUUUACCUUGAAAGACAAAAUCGAGGAACUGAUAGGCAGGGCACCUAAGAAGAUUUGUAAAACGGGAAGGCGGGGGAUUCUCCUCAAGGGGAGAACGAGAAAAACGCUACGAGGAGCGACCACGAAGGACGUCAGAGUACCGAGAUAG
Vigna unguiculata (cowpea) is the source of this 1233-nucleotide messenger RNA. The record is from RefSeq and is a predicted model, not a curated record. NCBI's taxonomy places the organism in Eukaryota, Viridiplantae, Streptophyta, Magnoliopsida, Fabales, Fabaceae.